AUGAAAUAUCGUUUUGUUUUUCUUCUUUGUCUGACUACUUUGAAGGUAAUACAAAAGGGUUCUUCUUCUAAAUGGUUAAAUCAAGAAGAAGAAAAAAAAAAAACAUUUUCUUUUUCUGGGAAUUUAAAAUUGGAUAUCAAGAACGAUAAGGAAAAGAAAUUAUAUGAUUUAGAGAAUAAUAAAAAUGUGGAUAUAUUGAAUGAAGGUGUAUCCAAAAUUAUGCAGAAGGAGAAAGAAUUAAUAGAAUCUAACAAGCACGUUAAAGAUGUUGUUGAUGAAGCUGGAAUUGCGAUUAAAAAAAAAUAUAAAAUUAAUGAAUUACCACCAUCUGGUUUAACUGAAGAUGAAGAAGAAGAAGUAAAAGAAGACAGUGCCUUUUUGUCUGACGAUUUAGAAGAGGCUGCAGAAAAUUUCUCUUUAUCUGGAGAAAAUAAUGACCAAAAAAAUGAACAGCAUGAAAGUGAAAUGAAAGACAUUAGAAAAUAUCAAGCAGAAAUUAUAAAUUCGAUGAACCAAAAUACAAUAUACAAAAAAUUUGAUACUCACGAAUUUGAAAAAAUGGAGCAAAAAAUGGAAGACCAUAAAGAGAUAUGCUAUCCAGAUUAUUCUAUACCUUGUCCCCUACACUUUUUCAGAACGAAUACAGGCUGCGUUCCUCUUAGCUCUUAUGAGGGACCAUGCAAUAAGAUACAAAACAAAUUAAUCUAUUUAUAUGAUGAACAAAAAGAAAGCUGGGGAGAAAUAUGCGAAGUAAGCUGGCCCUGUAUGCCCUUGGAAUGCCCAUAUGGCAGAGACUACAAUUCUGUAUGUCCUAUAAACUGGAUUGAUAUAGGUAAAGGGUUAUGUCGAAAUAUAUAUAAGAAUGAAAAAUGUGCAGGCGAUAUAAACUAUUCAAAAAUGAAUUUAGAAGAAAAAAGAAAUAUAGAAAAGAAAUGUGGAGUUAUAUGGAAAUGUAAAUCUAUUAUAUAUACAACAAAUUUUGAAGACAUAUGUCCAUUGAACUGGGAAUAUAUUGGUAACUAUAAAUGUAAGGCACCAGAAGAUUAUAAAGGACCAUGUCCAAAUAUCUCUAAUUUAAAAAAAUAUAAUACACAAGAAAAAAAAGAAAAUAUUGAAAAUGUAUGUCUUGUUAAUUGGCCAUAUAAUAUCAAAGUUAAUGAAUAUCAAAGAGAUUACAAUGUAGAUUGUCCAA
Molecule: messenger RNA, 1192 nt
Organism: Plasmodium gaboni
Lineage: Eukaryota; Apicomplexa; Aconoidasida; Haemosporida; Plasmodiidae
Product: CPW-WPC family protein
Exons: 7
Source: RefSeq, a predicted model, not a curated record